UAUUGAUCUUCAGAGUUGGAGCCUCAUAGAAACGAAGUUACGCGGCAAAUGGCUCUUCGUCCAAUAUGUUUGCGACUUUGAACCCCGAUUUCUCUUCUGUUUCAAGAUCUUGAAGAGACUCUGUUCGAUUUCUGAAGUGGGUUUUUUCUUGAAGAGCUUCUUUUUGUUUCUUCUCUCUGCUUUGAUGAUGGCUGGAACUAAUCAAAUCAAUCUCAACGAAGCUAGGAUGGUGGUUCCACUAAAUACCUGGGUUCUCAUUUCCAACUUUAAGUUGGCUUACAAUCUUCUUCGUCGACCUGAUGGGACCUUCAAUCGCCAUUUGGCAGAGUUUCUCGACAGAAAAGUCCCGGCGAAUGCCAACCCGGUUGAUGGGACUUUCUCGUUCGAUGUCAUUAUUGAUCGGCCUACGAGUCUGCUUUGUAGAAUUUAUCGACCGGCCAACGGAGGGGAACCUCAAACUACUAACAUUGUUGAUCUUGAGAAGCCUGUGGAUUCUGAGGUGGUUGUUCCUGUUAUUGUUUUCUUUCAUGGUGGAAGCUUUGCUCAUUCAUCUGCUAACAGUGCUAUCUAUGAUACAUUAUGUCUCCGAUUGGUUAGCAUUUGUAAGGCUGUUGUUGUCUCUGUGAACUACCGGCGUGCGCCUGAGAAUCGGUAUCCAUGUGCUUAUGAUGAUGGAUGGACUGCACUCAAUUGGGUAAAUUCAAGAUCAUGGCUCCAAAGUAAAGACUCUAAAACGUAUAUUUAUUUGGCUGGCGAUAGUUCGGGCGGAAACAUCGUACACCAUGUUGCAUCAAGAGCAGUAAAGUCGGGAAUUGAAGUGUUGGGUAAUAUACUUCUCAAUCCAAUGUUUGGAGGACAGGAAAGAACUAAAUCUGAGGUUCGGUUAGAUGGAAAGUAUUUUGUGACCAUCCGGGAUAGGGACUGGUAUUGGAGGGCCUUCCUCCCUGAAGGAGAAGAUAGAGAUCAUCCAGCUUGUAAUCCCUUCGGCCCGAGGGGCAAUAGCCUCGAAGGAAUCAAGUUCCCGAAAAGCCUUGUUGUGGUGGCUGGUUUAGAUCUUGUCCAAGAUUGGCAAUUGGCUUAUGCCAAAGGGCUGGAGAAGGAUGGCCAAGAGGUGAAACUUUUGUAUCUUGAGCAGGCAACAAUUGGCUUCUACUUGCUACCGAAUACCGAGCACUUCUAUACCGUCAUGGACGAGAUAAGUGAAUUUGUGAGUUCUGACUGUUAAUAGAGUUGACACUAUCUACAGGCAGCCGUAUCUAACAGAACCGUAACAUUCCUCCUCGCGAUAAGAGGGGUCGUUUUAUAAGAUUGUGUAGUAAUACGACUUACCAUUUUGUUGAUUAUCAUGUUAUUUGUCUUCUUCCUUUGGGUCUGGUUCUUGUUGGUGUAAAAGAUGGCUGAAACUUGGUCGACAGACUCAAUAGUACGACGAUUCAACACCUAGCUGGAUCGGUUCGGGUUGCUAUCUUCUAGAUUUUGGAUGUAACUGUUUGCUAUGGCUCUUAUGGCAACAAGAGCGACGUAGCUUUUAAGCGCAGCAGAGUUCCAGUUUAACAUUACUUGCCCUGGCAUCUCGCUGCAAUGCGAUGUAGAGGAAGAUCCAAGUUUACGGGUAACUUUUUCAGUAGCUUGGUUUCAUUCCUGCUAGUGACAUAUUAUAUAUAUAGCUAAUUUCAAAACAUGGUUGGGGAAACAGCCAUGAUAUUGUGAUUCUAUAUGUUAAUACAUAUGUUCUAGAAUAUAUGAAAAAGUUUGCUUAUUUUAACUCUUGGUCAUUGUAAUUUGUUCAUUUUGCACUAGAACCUUUUUCUUUUUUGGUUA
This is a messenger RNA of Benincasa hispida (wax gourd), 1821 nucleotides long. RefSeq names its product alpha/beta-Hydrolases superfamily protein (gene GID1C). The record is from RefSeq and is a predicted model, not a curated record. NCBI's taxonomy places the organism in Eukaryota, Viridiplantae, Streptophyta, Magnoliopsida, Cucurbitales, Cucurbitaceae. Gene Ontology annotation, molecular function: hydrolase activity; gibberellin binding. Gene Ontology annotation, biological process: positive regulation of gibberellic acid mediated signaling pathway; raffinose family oligosaccharide biosynthetic process; floral organ morphogenesis. Gene Ontology annotation, cellular component: cytoplasm; nucleus.